Molecule: messenger RNA, 1076 nt
Organism: Cuscuta europaea
Lineage: Eukaryota; Viridiplantae; Streptophyta; Magnoliopsida; Solanales; Convolvulaceae
Source: the annotation of a GenBank genome assembly
AAGUACCUAUUACGUACUCCGUAUUACCGAACACUUCAAAUUCUCCAAUCUACCCCAUCCCAAUUCCCAAACAUUAAACUCCCAAAUCCCAAUAAGGCAAUAACCCACUUGGCCGGCCACUUCAUUGUUUUUUUGUUUUGUUUGUUUUCAAUUUUGAAAUCAAGUAACGAAGGUUCAAUUGUUCAAGGUUGCCUAAGUGAUAACUGAUUGAGAAGGUUUCAAAUCGACUGGCCGUUCGGUUGUUACGGCAAGGCGCAAGCCUUCAAUUUUUCAAGUCUGCCAAUCAAUCCAGGAACGGAGGAGGCGAGGAGCCCAAAGGUCGGCCGGUAUUUACAAAUUUACAAGUCUAGAACACCUUCUUUCAACUUUCAAGGUUUCAAACAAUCUGUCAGUCACCAGUGAUACUUGCAGAAGCUCUACAAGAUGGUGAAAAGGAAGACAUUGAUAUGGAUGAUUUAUUUCAAGAAUUGAAAAUGUUGCAAAAUAUUUUACCGGAUGAUAGGGACACAGCCAUUAAAAUUCUUGAUUUUGUGAAGAACUUGUGUUGUUAUCCGAAUACAACAAUUGCUUACAGAAUACUGUUGACAAUACAUGUGACCGUUGCCACAGCGGAGAGAAGUUUUUCAAAGUUGAAGAUACUGAAGAAUCAUUUGCGAUCGACUAUGUCUCAAGAAAGGCUGAAUGGAUUAGCAAUUUUAAGCAUUGAGCAUGAAGUCUUGGAAAAGGUUGAUUAUGAAGCAAUUAUUGAUGAUUUUGCUUCACAGUGUUCGGCGAGAAACGUUUUUAAGUAAUAUUUUUCUUUUUAUGUGAUACUUGUUACCUUUCAUCAAACAUGUUAUUUAAAUAUUAAUAAAGUGAAUUUCAUCUUUAUUUUUUUACCUUUAUUCAAUUAUUCGGCAGUUUUAUUAUAAUCUAUGUUUAGCUUAUAAAUUUAGACCCAACUUAGCUUCUCGCCCAUAGGCCCACAAAAUGACAGGACCGGCCCUGUUGAUGAGGAACGACUCUUCCUUCUUUCUCUCAUUUUUCUCUCUUUUAUCCUCUUCUUCUCUCUCUCUCGGUCGUACGUCUCAUUGUGG